AUGGACCGUAUUUCAAGACAUUUAAACCGCGACGAGUGUGUUGAGGCAGUUACUUUAGCCAAUGAAGGAAUAAGUUAUCGUGAAAUAGGCUUGAGAUUAGGAGUUUCUCAUACAACAAUAUCACGUGCCGUUCAACGAUUUCAAGAGACAAAUGAUCAUACAAGACGACCUGGACAAGGAAGAAGGAGAGUCACAACACUACGCCAAGAUCGUUUUAUUAGACUUCGUGCUUUAAGGGAACGUUUUGUUGCAAUGAGAAACUUACAGAUACAAGUAGCAGAUGUUCAUAAUAUUCGAAUUAGUACUAACACUGAACAAAGGCGUCUCGCCGAAGGUGAUUUGCAUGCAAGGAUUCCUGCCAGAGCACCAAAUUUAAACGCAAAUCAUCGUAGAAGGAGAUUGCAAUUUUCCAGAGAACAUCUUGACUGGAAUGCUGAUGACUGGGAACAGCUCAGAUAG
This is a messenger RNA of Onthophagus taurus, 459 nucleotides long. NCBI's taxonomy places the organism in Eukaryota, Metazoa, Arthropoda, Insecta, Coleoptera, Scarabaeidae. The record is from RefSeq and is a predicted model, not a curated record.